AUGUCGAGCGACUCGCCCGCGGCUUCACGCGCAGGCGCGCCCUCGACGCCCCUCUCGCCCAUCUCUCCAUCGAGCGCUAGACGCUUAUCCAAUCCGUUUACAAAGAAUCAGGACGAGGCUGAGGAGCGCAGAACUGCAGCUCGUGCUGCUGACCUGCGAGUCGAGGAGGAGGACGAAGAUGAUGAUGAAGGAGGCAUAUCUAGUCAUGGUCACGAUGGACUAGGAGCCAAAGCUGUCAGUUUGAUGCGCAAAAUGAGACAAGCGAGCAUCGCAUCUGUAGGAUCCAAGAGGUCCAGUACGCACGGUGCCAUCGAAGAGGAAUCGGACGAAGAGCUCGAGUUGCCUCCUCGACGCAAUCCCGAUGGGAGCAACUAUCGCUCGCCAGGUGUCAGCACGCCCGCCUCGCCAAACAACCAGGGGCUCACAUUUCGUCCCGAGGUGGAGCCUGCAGGAGGUAACAAGCACCUUCCUCAUGCGGGACCUCCAGUGGAUGACUUGCGUGGCAUGCCAGACCUCCGCAAGACCGUCUCUACAAGCGAAGCACCGUUUGCGCGAGGCACGACUAGAACGGGAGGCGUGAAUCGCACUUAUAGCAUGGUAAGUUGGGUGAGCUGCAUGUCCGAAGUCUAGCCCUGCCUCUCGAAGCUGAAGUUGCGCGACGCUCGCCUGCUCGAACAGGCUCAGCAAAAGCGAAGGCCCGUGAUGAUGAACGAUGACAGAGUCAUCAGACAGCGUCGGCUUAGCCAUGGUAGGUGGAUGGUGCUGGAGUCUACGGCUCACCGAUCGGCCCUGACUCGACUGCAUAAUAUCUCCUUUGCGCUCAGAUGCCGUAAGCCAGGAAGGCCAGAGGCGCUUCAUUGUGGAUGUCGAGGAAACGAUGCGUCUCGUGCUUGAACAAGAAGAUACGGAUGGCAAUUUCCAAGUAAGUAACGAGGGCGCGAUCGGUGCUGGCGCAUCAGCAGUCGCUGAUGCGGACCGGCGAUGCUGCAGAUCAGCAUAACAGACAGUGGCCCGAAGGUGCUCACGCUCGGCACAGCUACGUCAAACGGCUACAAGGGUGUUGACAUUCGUGGAGUAAGUGUCGCUUCCGACCGAGCACAGUACACGCACGAUGCACUGCUGACUAUAUCAGCUUCCUUAGACCUACAUGCUGUCCAACCUGCUGCAGGAGCUGGCCCUGGCGCGAGAGCAUGGCAGGAAACGCAUCGUGCUGGACGAGUCGCGCCUGACCGAGAAUGCAGUGGAUCGUCUGAGCCGCAUGAUCAGCCAAACCUUUUGGCACAAUCUGACUCGACGCAUCGAUGGAGAUGGACUGGAACGUAUCCUCUCGGACCCCAAAAACCGUAGCGCAAGCCGCAACCCUCGCAUCUACGUGCCAGCUGCGGAGACGGAGAUGAUAGAUUACUAUCGCACCCUGGCACGGGAGCGGCCCAAUCUCGGACUCGAAGUGCAAGUGCUGCCGAAGAACAUCACUUCGGAGUACACGCGCAGCCUGAAUGAGAGCCCCGGCUUGCUGGCACUGGCCAUGCGCAAGGAAACGAAUGAGCGGGGAAAAGAGGAGCUGCGAGGUAUACCCUUCAUUGUGCCAGGCGCUCGUUUUAAUGAGCUGUACAAUUGGGAUUCGGUACGUUUCGCGUGUGGCCAUACGAAAGCGCUGAGCCAUUAGCUAAUCCCAGCCCAUCUCGCAGUAUUUCAUCUCGCUCGGCCUGGUCGUCGAUGGUUGGGUCGACAUGACACGAGGCAUCAUUGAGCACUUCAUGUUCAACAUUCGUCACUACGGCAAGGUGCUCAACGGGAAUAGGAGCUACUACUUGAUGCGGUCUCAGCCGCCCUUCCUUACCGACAUGGCUCUGCAGGUCUACAGCAGACUCAAUCCCGAUGACGAUGCGGAAAACAAGGCGUGGCUCAAGAGGGCGAUGCAGUCGGCCAUCAAGGAGUACCACACCGUUUGGAUGAAGGAACCUCGCUAUGACCCCGUUACCGGCUUGAGUCGAUACCGACCAGAAGGUCUUGGUGUGCCGCCCGAGACGGAAGCUAGUCAUUUUACCCAUGUGCUGCGUCCAUACGCAGAAAAGUACGGCUGUAGUGUGAACGAGUGAGUUGCAAAAGAUGUCAUCCAAAUUGCUGAAGGGCACUAACGGCAAAAUGCUUUCAUCAGAUUCACCCACAAGUACAAUCACGGAGAAGUACACGAGCCAGCGCUUGAUGAGUACUUCAUGCACGACCGCGGAGUUCGCGAAAGCGGUCACGAUACAUCUUACCGCUUCGAGAAGCGUUGCGCCAGUCUUGCGACCAUUGACCUGAAUUCUCUAUUGUACAAGGUGAGUUCGCCGACCCAAGGCCAUGCUAACUUAAGGUGACGUUGAUCUCUAUUGCAGUACGAGGUGGACAUUGCCACUGCUAUUCGCGAGGUCUUUGACGACAAGCUCCAGCUCGAGGAUGACUUUACGCUCUGGGCACCGCUCCCACCCAAUUACGCCGACAAGCAGCCCGACGAGCCGUCGCACAGCCAUUCGGCGCCCCAGACCAGCGCAGAGUGGUUUGCACGCGCUGCAUACAGAAAGCAGCAGGUGGACAAGUACUUGUGGAACGAGGGAAAGAGUUUAUACUUUGACUACGACACCAGCACGCAGAGACAAGCCUUCUAUGAAAGUGUGACGAGUUUCUGGGCCAUGUGGGCAGGUAUGGCCAGCGAGGACCAAGCAGCCAAGAUGAUGAAGAAUUCAUUGCGCAAAUUUGAAGAAGUAGGAGGAUUGGUCCCUGGCACGGAAGACUCUCGAGGACCCAUCUCGCUGGACAGGCCCAACCGUCAAUGGGACUAUCCCUUCGCCUGGCCACCCCACCAAAUGCUAGCAUGGAUCGGUCUCGAGCGCUACAAUUACGUCGAGGACAGUCGCCGAUUGGCGUACCGCUGGCUCUACCUGCUCACCGUCUCCUUUGUCGAUUUCAAGAUGAUUCCGGAGAAGUUUGACGCCGUCAACCUCUCCCACCUUGUUGAAGCCGAAUAUGGCAAUCAGGGAACCCAGUGGGAGUACUGGCCAAAAGAGGGCUUUGGCUGGACCAAUGCUUCGUACCAAGUUGGCUUGACAUUCCUGACCAAGGCUCAACGCCGCGCCCUCUCGGUCUGCACGCACCCUCGUGAGCUCUUCCCUUAA
Ceraceosorus bombacis is the source of this 3155-nucleotide messenger RNA. The record is from the annotation of a GenBank genome assembly. NCBI's taxonomy places the organism in Eukaryota, Fungi, Basidiomycota, Exobasidiomycetes, Ceraceosorales, Ceraceosoraceae.